Blepharisma stoltei is the source of this 5413-nucleotide messenger RNA. NCBI's taxonomy places the organism in Eukaryota, Ciliophora, Heterotrichea, Heterotrichida, Blepharismidae. The record is from the annotation of a GenBank genome assembly.
AUGACUCAAGUAAUUAACUUUUCAGUUGACCAAAGCCAAUUGCACUCUCCAGGCUCUUUCUUAGGCCAAAGCACAGGGUUCUUACUCCCCCACUCCGUAUGCGAUCAAAAAAAAAAUUGUUCAUUCACGUAGGGGGUUAAUUUUUUUAAAAUAUUUUUAUAUUAGUAUUUGCAGUUAAAAUGUUUUUCGAAAAUUUAAAAUUCCAAUUUGCAAAAAUUGAAAGCAAAUAUUUAUUUAAUUGCAAAAAAUUUAUGUUUUAAAAUGUAAUUUGUCCAAUAAAAAAACCGAAUUAUGGUGGGUUUUUGGGAAAAAAUAGGGAUUUUCCAAUGGUUUUUUGUUCACUUGCGGAGGGGGGAGAUAGAAGUAAGCACCACAUAUCGCUCAUUCAUAGGGGCACGAGUAGGCUCCUCUUCUGUGACUGGAAAAAGAAUUUUAUCACAAAGCGCUUUAUAUAGACCAGAAAACGACAAUUCUAGCAAAUAUCCUGUUCCCGUUCAGGUUUUUAAAAAACCCAAGAAGCCUCGCAAAACGUUGGAUUUGCAAAAUGAGGAUAAUUCGAAUCUGUCACAAAAACAUUUAUCCAGAUCAAAAACUGAAAGAAAAUCUCUGGGAAAAAUUCAGCCAAAGCCACCUAUUCAUCCUUCUAAAGCAAAAUUAGCUAAAGAGACUACCAAGAUGAGUAAAACUUUGAUUUUAAAUAAGCAUCUUGUGCAGAGGAUUAAUAUUAAUUAAUUAUUAUUGAAAAAUGGCGAGGGAGGUCUAUUAUAUGACCUAGACAAUAGCCUGAGUACCUUUUCUUCAGGCUUUCCUGACGGGAAAGAGGGGAGUAAAAACCUGGUAAUUUUGGCUUGACCAACUCCCCAAGUGACAGAGUCACAUUAAAUAGGGUUUCUACCAUUUGGUGAGUUGGUCAAAACAUUAUUAUUUGGUUUUUCCAAUAACAAAGAUGCUUGGGCUAUAGUGACUAUUAAUCUCGCUUUAAAAGAUAAAAUUACUUUGUGCAGAGUAAGUCACAGAAAAAAAUGACAGAAAAUAAAAAGUCACCUAGCAAAUCAUUUUCAAUCCCAGAAAUCAAAAUAAGAGAAACUGAAAUCAAGCCUGAAAUGACAAAAACCACUGAAGACAAAGAACCUCGAAGCGUAAUAAGAAUUGAUGACAUUGUCAAAAAUACACUGAUACAGGAAAAAGUAAAAAAAGUUAAAAAAAUCAAGGCUGAGCAAAAGCAGAAAGCAGAAAAUGAGCUUCGAAAAUUUGAGCAGAAAAUCCACAAUAAUCAAAUUCGACAAGAAAAUUCAGUGAAAUUUAGACAAGAAAAAUUUCACCCAAAAAUAGCAUGGGGUGCAAAUGGAAAAAAAAUCCUGGGCUUAGAUAUAUUAUUUCCUAUGUUUUAUUAAAGUAUAUUUAAUUAUUAAAUCUUAUUUUAUAUACAAAAAAUUAUUUGGAACUUUGAAGCCUUUUCUCAAUAUACCUAAAUAGAUUACAAUAAAACUGCAAAAAGAAAUUGAAGAAGAAAGAAGACACCAACGAGAAAUUCGCGCCCGCACAAAAUCAGCUGAAAAGGAUAGACUUGGGUUAGAAACUCUAGCAGAGCUAAGAAUAGAGCUGGGAACUAUAUCACGAAGCAAAAGUGUCAGCCAAGAAAUAAUUAAGCCAUUUAAAGCCUCCAAAAAAUCAGACCCAAAGUUGAAAGCAUUUAUAAAAGUAAAAAAGCAGUCAAGAAAAGAGUCAAAAGAGCAAGAAAUGUUACAUCACCAAGCAGAAGAAGCUAAAAGACUUACACAGUUAAAACAGCUAGAUAUUUUUGCAAAAUCACAAAUUAAUUUGAAAAAGAAAAAAAAGAGAAAAUUAAGCAAAAAGAAAAAUAAUAAAAAAAAGCCGACAAAAACAUGGAUGGAAGAUUCGCCUAUAAGUGGGUCUGAAGAGCAGUCUUAUCAGCCAUUGAGUAGCAGAAGGAUGAUUAAUGAGCGCUCAGAUAGUAAAGAGUCGUUUCAGGAGUAUUUUAUCAGUCCAGCUAUAAAUAAAGGAAAGGAGGAAUUUAAAACGCAAGAUAUUUUGAAGAAACAUAUCAAAUAUACAAAUUUAGAAAUGCAAAAAAUUAUUACUAUAUCAAAAUAGAAUGAAUGAUCAUAUCUCAUUCUGUAAAUUAAUGGAGGCCUUACUCAAUUUCUAUUUAUUUUAAUUAAAUAUAAUUAUUUUUAUAGAAAUAUUAUAUCAAGUUUUAUUGAAACCAAAUUUAGAACAAAAUAAUCAGAGCGGAAACAUUGACUUUCAGGAUUCAACAAUAAAUGACCAAAAUCUGUUAGAAAGCUCUUCAUCUAAUGGGAAAAUAAUUAACGAAUCAAACACAUCUAUUGAGUUUCGCAAAAAUGAUAUUAAAAAAAGACUUGAUGACCUACGAUACAGAAUUGGAAAAGUCAAAGAAAAUCUCCGCGAAGCCUCUCCAAAUACUCAAAAUCAAGCAGCGACAAAAAUCCAAGCAAAUAUACGCCGAUUUCUUACCCAAAAAAGGCUCACAAAGGAUUUUGCUGAUGAAGACGAAGAAGUCCAGAAAAUUUUAUCAAAAGACCCAUCAAAAUUCAAAAAAAAUCUUGAAAUCCAAAUUGAGGAGUCUCCUUAUUCUCCAUCAGACACCAGCUCAGAAAUUCCUCCAGAAAAUUUAAUGAAUAUUUUAAGCCCAAAAACAAGUACCACAAAUCUAGAAGACCGCUUAAUAGAGGGUUAAAAUAAUUUUUUCAAUUUUUUUCAAUUUUUUUAAUUAUUUUUUUAAUGUUUUUUUUAUUUUAAUAGAAGAAUUAAAAAACAUUGAAGAAAUCAAGCAUCAAAAAGACGAAUUUAAAGACAUUUUGAAAGACCAAUUAAUCUGGCAAGAAAAUCAAAAACAAAAUUUACAAAAAUUAAAAGAAAAAGAAUUGAGAGAGCUUAAAGAAGUUACAAAAAAACUAGGCCAAGGAAAAGAGCUAGAAAAAAUGUUAGCAGAAAUAAUAGAAAACCGGUAUUUGCAUUUGACAAAUUUGAUAGUAGAAAAUAUUGCAAAUGUCCAAGAAGCAUUGACAAAAGAGCAAAAUUUAAAGCAAAAUGAAGAGCAGAAUAUGAGGGAAUAUACCGGGGAUAGCUCUAGUGAGGGCAGCUAUUUUGAGUCUCAAGGAUCUGAUAAGUUUAUGGAACUAUUCAGCAAGAAAAUUCAAAAAAAUAUUGAGUCUGAUAGUGAUAGCUUAAGACCUGACGAGCUUGAAAAACUUAUGAGAGAAUUAUGCUUUUCAAGGCUCAAUAGAGUUAUUUUAUGAUAAAUUAAUUAUUAUUUUCUUAUUUAAUUUGCUAUAUUAUAAAUAAAAACAAAAAUUUCGAAGAAAGCGAGGAUUUAUUAAAACUGAAAACAGUCAGAGAAAUGAAAAACGCGCCAGAAAAUGAUGAAGAUAAACAAUUCAGUGACGCUCCUUCUUAUUUAAGCAAUAUCAGUGCAGAAAUUCCCCAAAAAAUAAAAUCCCCUACCUUUGGCCAAACUGGAACAGAAACUGACGAAUGUGACGAAAUUAUUCAAAAAAUUAUGAGCAAUGAGUCAUAUAAAAGUAGUGAAAAUGAAUCAUUAAAAAGUGAGGAAAAUAAAGAAAGCUUCCAAGAACCAAAAAACAGCUUUGAGUGUAUAAGUGAACUGGAGGAGCUUAAAGAAGUUUCCCAGGAGCAGAAAACGAGUUUUUUAAAUGAAUCUUCAGCGAGCUCAAUUAAAAAAAAUGAAAGUUUGGUAGAAAUUGAGACUAUACUGUAUUAUAAUAAAUGGUUUUAACUAGAAUAUUUAGGCACUGAAUAGAAUUACGAGGCAUUAAUGCCUUAAAAUAGUAUAAAUCAGACGAAAUAUACAAUAAUCAUUGAUUUUAGGCUUUAUUUUUAUAUAAAAAUUAAAAAACCAAUUUUAAUUAAAAUUUAGUAAUAAAAGAAACAGACAAUGAAAUAGGAAAUUUAUAUGAUUCUGAAAGUCUUGAAGAAGAAAGCCCUAGGUCCCCACCAAAUCCUCCUAUGGGUUCUCCACAGGUAAGUGAAGGUCCUUCAAUUACAUCUUUUGAGCUCCCAAAAAAUAUCCUCAGCCUCCAGCAAGCUGAAAUCUUUAUAGAAGAAGGAAAAUCCCCAGAAGCCUCCGCCUUUGUAAAACAUGAUAAUGAUUCUCUUGACGAGCUUCAAAUGCUUACACCAGAGCCAUCCUCACAAACUCCAGAGUCUCUUAUAGAUCGACCUUCAGCUCCAUUUUUAAGCAGUGACAGCGAAGACGACAAAUCAAAGCCUUUAACCCCUCUUCCUGAGCUAAAACUCGAAGCUUCUGAAGCAAAAAUCCAUUUGCCUCCUGACCUUUUCCGUGAAAUCACGCCUGAGCUUAUCUCUAUUAUAUCAGAAUCUAUUUUACAAAUGCUUAUAAGUGAAGACAUAAUCCCAAAACCAUCCUUCCCAGAAGAUCCAAAUUUAAAAGAAGAGGUCAAACCUGAGCCAAGUUUAUAUUCAGGGCCAGCCAUUCAAACUGACCAUUUAUCAGUCCAAAAAUACGUUGACGAAAUUUUUGACCUUGCUUUAAAAAAUAUUGAUGAUUUUCUUAUAAAUUUGAAAAAACCAUUAAAAAGAAACGCAUUAGAAGUAUUAUCAAGAAUGCAGGCAGCAAAAAUAGGGACUCCUAUAGAAACUGAAUUUGUAAUGCCGCCAGCUGUAUUAAAUGUAAAUUAUUAUCUUAAUUUGGAGCACCCACGUGAAGCAGCUCAUUCACAAAGAUGUUUGAGUCCGAAUACUAUACAGAUGAUAUCAGAAUGUGAGCAUAUCCAUAAUAAGAUGAUUUUUGAUGCUACAAAUGAAGCAUUGCAAAAAUAUAAGCCUUACUAUAGGAAUUAUAAACAAAUUUAUAGCUUAAUUUUCUAUAUUUUUAUUUUUUUUAAAGUUUAUAUGCUAAUUUGCAUAAAAAAAUCAUAAAUCUUAUUAGCAGUAUUCUAUUUUUUAUAAAAAAUAAUACCAUUAUAGUCAUUUAUUUCCCAAUUUUUCCUUCACAGCUAUAAUCUCUUUCAAUCAUUAUAGGCCAUAUGGUCUUAAAGGCGUUCCUCUUCCUUGGAGCACUUCAAGUCGCCAGCUCGUAAAUCUACACAAAAACCCUAGUAUCAUGAUUUCAGAAAUAAAAACACUCAUCGAAAAAUGAAGCCUCGUCCAAGCUGGAAAAGUGCCAACUCAAGACAUGGUCCUCACAGGCGGGAAUUUCGACGAAGAAUAUGUCCAACAAAUGAGAGAAGAAAGACUAGCAAGUAUGCUGGCUGACGAUAUAAUAGAAAAAGACAAUAUCUGGGUAGAGUACGAAUUUGAAGAAGUACAAGUAAAACUUGACCUGGCUGAUAUGGUGCUAGAAGACCUCGUGAUAGAGACAGUUAAUAUUCUUGACCAGGAUAAUUAA